UGUGAGAUUUGCAGCAAGACCUUCUCUCAGAAAGGAGAUCUAGUAAGGCACAUGAGAGUACAUACAAAUGAGAAACCAUUCAGCUGUGAGAUUUGCAGCAAGGCCUUCUCUCUGAAGGGUACUCUAGUAGAGCAUAUGAGAGUACAUACAAAGGAGAAGCCAUUCAGCUGUGAGAUUUGCAACAAGGCCUUCUCUCAGAAAGGUGAUCUAGUAAGGCAUAUGAGGGUACAUACAAAUGAGAAACCAUUCAGCUGUGAGAUCUGCAGCAAGGCCUUCUCUCAGAAAGGAGAUCUAGUAAGGCACAUGAGAGUACAUACAAAUGAGAAACCAUUCAGCUGUGAGAUUUGCAGCAAGGCCUUCUCUGAGAAAGGUCAUCUAGUAAAGCAAAUGAGAGUACAUACAAAGGAGAAGCGAUUCAGCUGUAAGACUUGCAGUAAGGCCUUCUCUCAGAAAGGUCAUCUAAUAUAGCACAUGAAAGUACAUACAAAGGAGAAGCCAUUCAGC
This is a messenger RNA of Penaeus indicus, 504 nucleotides long. Its product is annotated as gastrula zinc finger protein XlCGF57.1-like. Lineage: Eukaryota; Metazoa; Arthropoda; Malacostraca; Decapoda; Penaeidae. The transcript has a single exon. The record is from RefSeq and is a predicted model, not a curated record. The annotation marks the transcript as partial. Gene Ontology annotation, biological process: urogenital system development; embryo development; regulation of transcription by RNA polymerase II. Gene Ontology annotation, molecular function: DNA-binding transcription factor activity, RNA polymerase II-specific; RNA polymerase II transcription regulatory region sequence-specific DNA binding. Gene Ontology annotation, cellular component: nucleus.